GAUAUAAGAUAUAUAUAUAUAACAAACAUGUCAGAAUCAAAUGGAAAUGAUAAGAAGAGAAAGGAUGUUAGGGAGAGCAAACAGGAGUACUGGGCAAAGAAGGCAAAGAGUGAACAGAGGAUGAAGUUUGGUCAACAGGGAUGUCUGUUCACAUUUGGCAAGGGUCGCGAACCUCAGGCCACAAGGGACAUGUACAACUUGCUCAAGCAGUACGCAGAGUUGGUACAGCCCAAGACCUCGGCAGAGUCAUUGCCACAAGCUGCAGAGAACUUUAACGAUGCGUUCGAGAAGGAGUUGGCGGCGAUGAGAGAGGAGGGCAAGAAGCGAGGAGGCAAUGCAAGGUUUGAAAAGUUGGAUAUAGGCUGCGAGGGCAUUGCUUUCAUUGGCUUCAAUGAGGAUGCGGCCACAUUGAAUGUACAGGAUAUCCUCAGCAAGCUGUUCAACGACGUCGAGCAAGAGAAGUCGACCAAGUCGCGCUUUGUCACGCGUAUCAUCCCCAUUCAAACAACAUGCAACUACCUCAACAUUGACGAGACACUCAAGAAGCUCAUCGAUGAUAAGUUAAACAACAUAGUUGAUAUCAAGAAGUACAAGAUAGAGCUGAGAUCUAGGUAUAAUACAUCGGUGGAGAAGGAGAAGGAGAUUCAAAGGAUAGCAGCGAUGGUCAGCAAUAGACAUGUGGUCGACUUGAACAAUCCUCAGGUGACCAUCAUCGUUGAGAUUAUCAAACAGUUCUGUGCAAUGUCCGUAGUCACUGACUACAUGGAGCACAAGAAGUACAACCUGUCCAACAUUGCUGGUUUACCUGCAUCCAAUCCACCAAAGAAGAAGGCGCCACUAACAAUAGGAGGUGAUGGUGGCGGUGGUGGCGGUGGAGACGAUGAUGGACAAGAUGGAGAGACAACGACAACAUCAACAACUUCGACUACAUCUACAACUACAACAACUUCAUCCGCUGAUAAUGGCAAAGGUCUGGAACAAGCAGGAGACAAAGAGACAGCAGAUGUCAAU
Acytostelium subglobosum LB1 is the source of this 1011-nucleotide messenger RNA. RefSeq lists its product as hypothetical. Gene Ontology annotation, molecular function: RNA binding. The annotation marks the transcript as partial. The record is from RefSeq and is a predicted model, not a curated record. NCBI's taxonomy places the organism in Eukaryota, Evosea, Eumycetozoa, Acytosteliales, Acytosteliaceae. The transcript has 2 exons. Gene Ontology annotation, biological process: tRNA modification.